AGAAUAAUCAAAAUGUAAAUAAAUAAAUAAAAAUAAUAAACAAAUUUGAGUAAAAUUGUUGUCUGAAAAAUGUCUUUGGUAGCUGAUUACGGUAGUGAUUCAGACGAAUCAGACGUUUCCGAAAAAGACAUAAAAAUAAAACCAGAACCGUCUUCGUCCUCCGAAGAAGAAACCGUAAACGAAAAAAAACCGCUCCCAAACGUCAAACUACCGCCCCCACUUUUUUCAAAAACCCCGCCCGACGCCCACUCGUCCGUUUUCGUCAACCGUUACCUCGAGGCGGAAAACGCCGAGGCGGCCAUUUUACAAAAACACGUGAAAAUGAUCAGCGCGCACGAUCCGGUCCUGAUAAACGGCAAGAAAAUCUGCUGGAACCACCGCAAGGGGCGCUGUAGGUUCGGGCAUCAGUGCAAGUUCGCGCACGACUCGGACCUGCGCAAAAGCGCCGACCAAUUGAGCAAUGAAACCGAGCAGGCGCGAGCCGAAAGUGUCAUCUGUCAUUUUGAAGGAACGAAUCACGGGGUACCAAUUGGGGGUAAGAGAAAAAGGCCCGGACUCAGUCAGAAUUUGGUGCCGGGCAAGAAAGUUAUGAAGCAAUAUUUGAUGAAUAAAAGUUGAAUUGUUUUUUUUUUUUUUUUUUGUUUUUUUUUUAAUCUUCAGUCGUCAUCUAAAACGAUGAUUUCCGGCUUUUUCUCAAUAAUCACUACGUCAUCGUCGCUGCCGCUUUCAUCAAAAUCCAUUGGAGGCAAAUUCUGAAGCAAGUUCUGAUCCUCCUCCUCCUCUUUCUGAGGCUCCUUUUGACGUUCCAAAAACUGAUCCGCCGUCAUGUCAAAGCUGUUUCCGAGCAAAUACUCGUUGCUCAGAACGACUUCUUUUUCCUUAUCAUCCAGGUUGGGGGGGACGAAUUUUUCGAUUCCGUCAAGAAUUGAGGGGGCGAGUUCGAUUUUCGCGCCGUUCUGAGCCGGUUUUUUGCGGCUUCUGGUGCUCGCCGGGCUCAGACCGUUGGUUUUUCUGAUCUCGUUCUGGUGCACGAAGUUUGCGGGGUCGAUUUGGACUUCGAGCUUGGCGGAAGCGUCGUCGUCCACGGCGGCGGGGGAGAAUUUUUUUUUCGGUUUGCGACCUCUUCGAC
This is a messenger RNA of Ceutorhynchus assimilis (cabbage seed weevil), 1129 nucleotides long. The record is from the annotation of a GenBank genome assembly. Lineage: Eukaryota; Metazoa; Arthropoda; Insecta; Coleoptera; Curculionidae.